Molecule: messenger RNA, 654 nt
Organism: Plasmodium inui San Antonio 1
Lineage: Eukaryota; Apicomplexa; Aconoidasida; Haemosporida; Plasmodiidae
Exons: 2
Coding region: 1-654 (217 amino acids)
Source: RefSeq, a predicted model, not a curated record
AUGCACGAAAAUCAGAAAAAUGAUGAAAAGGAAAGGAGUGGAGCAAAAAUUUCGAGGGACAGCUUACUAGAUGACCAAUUCAAAGAAGGCACAAAGGAUAAGCUUUUUUUACUUAAUGACAAAGAUGGAGAUGUAGACGAACCGCGCGACACUCCCCCAGAACAAAAAACAAAGAGGGAAAAACCGCUCUUCCACAAGGAUUUAAUAAGCAGUUCAUCCUUAGAGAAAUAUAAAAAAUUUCUGGCAAAGAUGGAGAAAUCGAACGAAGAGUUAGGAAGUAUGGAUAAAGAAAGUGUGAGGAUUGACAAGGACAUCCUUGAUCAGUCCUGUGAUAAUAGCGACGAAGCGUGUGUUGUCAUGGACGUUUCCAUGGGAAUUUUCGACGUGUGCAACGACAACUUAAGCGAAAGCAAACUUAAAGACAUGAACAUUACAGUAGCGGACGUUGUGAAUCAGGUCGGAAAAAAAAUUAGGCUAAGAUGUCCAUUUCGGAAAUACGUAAAAGAAAAGUGGAUUCCGGUUGGAGAAGCACUGCACAACUGUUCUCGUGGAAUUACAGCAGUUUUCGCCAUUUCGUUCGAUAGAGACAAAUUCAUAAUUGUACUUGAGGAACAAAUGGAUUAUUCCAUCUUUGGGAGUUUUUUUUCGCAAUAA